AUGUUCUUCGAUGCCCGAACUGCUCUGGCUGGGAUUGCCCUGAUCUCCCAGGUUUUCGCCGCGCCUCUGCUGGAAGAAAGAGCAAGCUUAGACACAUCCUUUUGGGCACCCCUUCGUCGCGCAGCCCAGCUUUCCUCUGCUGCGUACACUGGCUGCGCCGGCAAAGCUUUUGAUAUCACUGGAUUUGUUGGGUACUCGUCAGAGAAGAAGACCAUAGCUGUCGUCAUGAGGGGCUCUACCACUUUGACUGACAUUAUGAACGACAUCAGCACCACCCUCGUCACGCCAUCUCUCUCUGGUGUUAACUUCCCCUCGGGGGUGAAGAUCAUGAGCGGCAUCAACCGCCCUUGGAGUGCUGUCCACGACGGAAUAAUUUCCGAAGUAAAGACCCUUAUCGCAAAGUACCCAGACUACACCUUGGAGGCGACUGGACACUCUCUCGGUGGCUCUCUGACGUACAUUUCUCACGUCGCGCUGGCCCAGAACUUCCCCGAGAAGCAACUCACCAGCUAUGCUAUGGCUGCUUUUCCCAUUGGUAACGAGGCCUGGGCCAACUUUGCAGGCUCGCAAGCUAAGGGUACCCUCUACCGUGGAAACAACAUCGGUGACGGUGUUCCUAACAUGUAUGUCAACAUUCCUUACAUCUUCAAACACUACGGAACCGAAAUCUACAGCUCUGGAUUCCAGGCCACCACUCUCAAGUGCUCUGGGCAGCGCGACCUUUCUUGCUCUGCUGGAAAUGGCAUGUACGGUGUCACUCCUGGUCACUUCCAGAGCUUCGGUAUUACCCUGGGUGCUGCUGGCUGUGGCUCCCUCCUGUGA
Messenger RNA from Penicillium canescens, 822 nucleotides. RefSeq names its product putative alkaline lipase. Gene Ontology annotation, biological process: lipid metabolic process. Bases 1 to 822 code for a protein of 273 amino acids. NCBI's taxonomy places the organism in Eukaryota, Fungi, Ascomycota, Eurotiomycetes, Eurotiales, Aspergillaceae. The record is from RefSeq and is a predicted model, not a curated record. The transcript has 6 exons.